AUGACAAAUGAGGAGGCUUCUGCAUCUCCGAACUUGAUUCGAGGUAACAUUCUACUUGAGGGACAUGUUAUUUCUGCUUUAUUUGACUCGGGUGCUACGCACUCCUUUAUUUCUAUGGACUGUGCUCAGAAGUUGAGCUUGCCUGUGGUUGAGCUACCUUAUGACUUAAGAGUGUCUACUCCUGCUGGAGUCACUGUUGUAACUGGAAGAGCGUGUCUAGAGCUUGCACUUCAGUUUGAGAGUCGAGAUUCUACGAUAGAUUUGUUCUGUCUACCCUUGAAAGGUAUUGACGUGAUUAUUGGCAUGAAUUGGUUGAUGGCCAAUAGAGCAAUCCUUGAUUGUAAAAGGAGGGUGGUGACAAUUCCGGUAGGUGCUUUAUGUGCUGAGUUGUCAAGUGGUCCGGUUUUGUUGUCAGCUGCUCAAGUAGAGAAGGCGGUGAGGAAAGGGUGCCAGGCCUUCAUUGUCUUCUUUUCAAUUAGUGAGGAUGAGGCAGGAGGAAUUGAGCAGAUAGCUGUGGUGAGGGACUACCCUGAAGUGUUUUCAAACGAGGUUGCAGGAUUACCUCCAGAGCGAGAAGUGGAGUUCUCCAUCAAGUUGGUUCCGGGAACCACCCCAAUCUCCAAGGCUCCCUAUAGAAUGUCUCCUUCAGAAUUGGUCGAGUUGAAAAAGCAACUAGAAGAAUUGCUAGAAAAGGACUUAUCCGACCAAGUGUGUCACCGUGGGGAUCGCCGGUUUUGUUUGUGA
Neltuma alba is the source of this 744-nucleotide messenger RNA. RefSeq lists its product as uncharacterized. The coding region runs from base 1 to 744 and encodes 247 amino acids. Lineage: Eukaryota; Viridiplantae; Streptophyta; Magnoliopsida; Fabales; Fabaceae. The record is from RefSeq and is a predicted model, not a curated record. The transcript has a single exon.